This is a messenger RNA of Oryzias melastigma (Indian medaka), 2600 nucleotides long. It is a transcript of the gene tmem184ba, whose product is annotated as transmembrane protein 184ba. Gene Ontology annotation, molecular function: transporter activity. The record is from RefSeq and is a predicted model, not a curated record. The coding region runs from base 411 to 1670 and encodes 419 amino acids. The transcript is spliced from 9 exons. Gene Ontology annotation, biological process: transport. NCBI's taxonomy places the organism in Eukaryota, Metazoa, Chordata, Actinopteri, Beloniformes, Adrianichthyidae.
ACCCACAAGCCCUCCCCUUUUUUAGUCCACAAUGGACAUCCAGACGUGAUUGGCUGACACAGGCUCGUCCAUGCAGGGUGGGCGUGGUUACUUUGAUCUGCCUUUAAUCCGCCAGGAAUUGGGUUUUCUAGCGGAGCUGCAGAGGGCGAGAAGUGACCGAUUUAACUCCACCGAACCCCGAACUGUUGUCUGAAAAAUGGACCGACGGGAGCCAGAAACGGCUGGAAGUUGUGAACCGGAACAAAGUAAAGUUUAGGGGGAGACGCCGCGUGAGCGCGCGGGGAGUUUACAUGGGAGCAACAGUGAACGGUUGAGGUUUCCGAGGCCGAUUCUUGCUUAUUUCAAAGCAGUUUCGUUUUUUCGUCGUGGGCAAUUUUUAUUUAUCUUUUUUAUAGAGUUAACCUCCCCAGAUGAUAAGGCCGCAGAGGCGAGACGUGCCGCUCUCAGAGAGGCUGGGAGGAGACCUUCCUCUUCCGUCCGCCGUCCCGAUGGGGCCCAACAUCUCCUGGCUCCCCGAGGCCCCCCUGCUGGGUCAGGACCAGCCCAUCUUCCUGAUGACCCCCGCCGCGCAGGCCGUGUCCGGCUUCUUUGUCUGGACUGCCCUCAUCCUCACCUGUCACCAGAUCUACAUGCACCUGCGGUUCUACAGCUCGCCGAGGGAACAGCGCCACAUCGUCCGGAUCCUCUUCAUCGUUCCGAUCUACGCCUUCGACUCGUGGCUCAGCCUCCUCUUCUUCACCAACGACCAGUACUACGUGUACUUUGGCACCAUCAGGGACUGCUAUGAAGCGUUUGUCAUUUACAACUUCCUGAGUCUUUGCUACGAGUACCUGGGAGGAGAGAGCGCCAUCAUGGCUGAGAUCCGUGGAAAACCCAUUGAGUCCAGCUGCGUGUUCGGGACCUGCUGCCUGAGAGGAACCGCCUACUCCAUCGGCUUCCUGCGGUUCUGUAAGCAGGCCACGCUGCAGUUCUGCGUGGUCAAGCCACUCAUGGCCAUGAUCACCGUCAUCCUGCAGGCCUACGGCAAAUACAAGGACGGGGAUUUCAACGUCGCCAGCGGUUACCUGUACGUGACCAUCAUCUACAACAUCUCCGUCAGCCUGUCCCUCUACGCCCUCUUCCUCUUCUACUUCGCCGCCCGCGGCCUGCUCAGCCCCUACAGACCCGUGCUCAAGUUCUUCAUGGUCAAGUCGGUCAUCUUCCUGUCCUUCUGGCAGGGCCUGUUGCUGGCCAUCCUGGAGAAGUGCGGCGCCAUCCCUCAGAUUAACUCGCCGGACGUGUCCGUCGGCGAGGGGACGGUCGCCGCCGGCUACCAGAACUUCAUCAUCUGCAUCGAGAUGUUUUUCGCGGCGCUGGCUCUGCGCCACGCCUUCACCUACACCGUCUACGUGGACAAGAGUCUGGACUCCAGAGGACCGGUUCCGUCUUACGGAGAGUUUGGCCGCUGCGCCCCGAUGAAGAGCAUCUCCAGCAGCCUAAAGGAGACCAUGAGCCCCGGCGACAUGGUCCAGGACGCCAUCCACAACUUCUCCCCGGCCUACCAGCAGUACACGCAGCAGUCCACGCUGGAGCAGGGGGCGCCGCCGCCCGUCUUCCGCAGCCACGGCGCGGUCGGCGCCCGGAGCGACACGGAGAAAACGCUCCUGCUCAGCUCAGACGACGAGUUCUAGACGGUCCGUCUGCGCCUCGUCGAUCAGGAUGGAGGACUUCAGACCUGCAUCCGCUCAAACUCCUGUCUGCCAAACGCAACGCCGCUCUGGAACUCUGAACGCUUGUGAGUCAGGAGCGUGAAUCAUGGGAGACAUUUGGGUCGGACGGAGGCUGAGUCAUUGUUUGUUCUCGGACCGGGUCUCCUGGUGACGGUUCUUCAUCCUGAACCAGACUAUUUCUGGCAAAGACAGACUCCGCCUUAUUUCAGAAAUCCUUUACCUCAACGUUGCUUUAGAAAGUUUGUGUCAUGAAGCGCAGAGAGCAAACGUGUUAUUGAUACUGGCGAGCGAGCAGCUUAUAGAUUAUUCCUUUUAUGUGCUGCAGAGCGCCGCGGGCGGGAUUAGGCUGCUGGAACUGGGGCGUGACUGAAUGGUGGGAUUAAAGCUCGUGUGGUUUCAGUCUGGAUGUAGGUUAAACGCAUUCAGACGGCCGAUCGCAUCUAUGGAGAUGGAGGAGGAAAUAUUUGGGAUUUUAUGACUCUGAACGUUAAAAAACCCAAAACAUUUGGUGUUUAUUCUGCUGAAAUGUGUGUAAACUGACGUCAUUUUAUUUUGAAAUGAUUUCCUGUGUUUGUCCCUGGAAAGCAGAGAUUAUUGUCCUGCUCUUAAUCCCAGUCCUCGAGUCUUCGGAGUCAAAUUCAUCUGCCUGCUAUUGCUCCGACCGUACACUAGGGGGCAAAUCCACCUCCUGUAGACCGAUUUUGAUCAGGAAUCAGAGCUCUUAUGCUCCUGGUUCUGACAGGUCCACCUGCAGUGAGACUUCAGUGUCAAAACAAACACAUAUUUUACUCUUUAUUCCAUAUUUUAAUGUGCUUUUUGUCUGACUUUUCUUAGAAAUAUUUAUUAGAAUUUGUAUCUUUUAUUUUUACAAAUAUUAAAUGAUGAAAAUUG